CGUCGCCGGGCGCCGCGGCAGCGCGCGCCCGCGCCACCGGCGGCGAAGGCAGGGGAGACGGGCAUCUCGGCCGGGCUCGUCUCCACGCUGCGCGAGACGCUGGGCGCGAUCAGGAGCGUGGUGGACAUCAUCUCGUCGUUCCCCAUCGGCGGCAUCUUCGGCGGCGGCGACCUCCGCCUCUCCUCCGCCGUCGCCGACUGCCUCGACCUCCUCGACCUCUCCUCCGACGAGUUGUCGUGGUCCAUGUCCGCCACCUCGGCGUCGUCGGACUACAGCCCCGCCGGCGCCGGGGCGGCCGGGGGAAGACUCGGCACCGGCGACGCGCGGUCCGACCUCCGGUCCUGGCUGAGCGGCGCGCUCGGGAACCAGGACACCUGCAAGGAGGGCCUGGACGACACCGGCUCGGUGCUCGGCUCGCUCGUCGCCACUGGGCUCGAGGCCGUCACGUCGCUCCUCGCCGACGGCCUCGGCCAGGUCGCCGCGGCGGACGCUGCUGCCUCGUCGUCGUCGCCCUCCCGCCGCGGCCUCGGCGCCGCCCGGGCGUCCCCGCGGUGGCUGCGCGCGAGGGAGCGGCUGCUGCUGCAGAUGCCGGUGGGGCCCGGGGGCCUGCCGGUGGACGCGGUGGUGGCGCAGGACGGGAGCGGAAACUACACGACGGUGAGCGCGGCCGUGGAGGCGGCGCCGGCGCAGAGCGCGGCGCGGUACGUGAUCUACGUGAAGAAGGGGGUGUACAAGGAGACGGUGGACAUCAAGAAGAAGAAGUGGAACCUGAUGCUGGUCGGCGACGGCAUGGGCGCCACGGUCAUCUCCGGCCACCGGAACUACGUCGACGGCUACACGACCUACCGCAGCGCCACCGUCGCCGUGAACGGCAAGGGCUUCAUCGCGCGGGACCUGACGUUCGAGAACACGGCGGGGCCGGCGAAGCACCAGGCGGUGGCGCUGCGGUGCGACUCGGACCUCUCCGUCUUCUACCGCUGCGCCUUCGAGGGGUACCAGGACACGCUGUACGCGCACUCACUCCGCCAGUUCUACCGCGAGUGCCGCGUCACGGGAACCGUCGACUUCGUCUUCGGCAACGCCGCCGCCGUGUUCCAGGGCUGCCUCCUCCUCGCGCGCCUCCCGCUGCCCGCACAGAAGAACUCCGUCACCGCGCAGGGCCGCCUCGACGCCAACAUGACCACGGGAUUCGCCUUCCAGUUCUGCAACGUCUCCGCACACGACGAGCUCCUCGCCGCCGCCGCCGGCAGCGCCGGCAACGACACCGGGAACGGGACCGCCGCCUUCCCGACGCAGACGUACCUCGGCCGACCGUGGAAGCAGUACUCCCGGGUGGUGUUCAUGCAGUCGUACAUCGGCGGCGUGGUGCGGCCCGAGGGGUGGCUCGCGUGGGACGGCGAGUUCGCGCUCGACACGCUCUACUACGGGGAGUACAUGAACACUGGCCCCGGCGCCGGCGUGGGCGCGCGGGUCAGGUGGCCCGGGUUCCACGUCAUGACCAGCCCAGCCGAGGCCGGCAACUUCACCGUCGCGCAGUUCAUCGAGGGCAACAUGUGGUUGCCACCCACCGGCGUCAAGUACACCGCCGGCCUCACGUCUUGAUUCGGCUUCAGCACGUCAUGGUGCAAGCUCUAGAUUUAGUACUAUAUCGAUCGUCAGCAUACUACAUGAUGUCUGUGGAGGGAAAUGUACGAAAGAAUGGUGAGUGGAUGAAUCAGUUGUUGAUUGGGGUUGUUGUUUUAAACACAACAAUGAGAACAGGGGCUGAGAUCAGCGGUACAUCGACCUGUUUAAUUCUCAUAUGUUCCAAAUGCUUUAGAUUCC
Setaria italica (foxtail millet) is the source of this 1824-nucleotide messenger RNA. RefSeq names its product pectinesterase. Gene Ontology annotation, biological process: cell wall modification. The annotation marks the transcript as partial. The transcript is spliced from 2 exons. Gene Ontology annotation, molecular function: pectinesterase inhibitor activity; pectinesterase activity. Lineage: Eukaryota; Viridiplantae; Streptophyta; Magnoliopsida; Poales; Poaceae. The record is from RefSeq and is a predicted model, not a curated record.